Protomyces lactucae-debilis is the source of this 734-nucleotide messenger RNA. RefSeq names its product Pre-mRNA-splicing factor SPF27. The coding region runs from base 56 to 646 and encodes 196 amino acids. The transcript is spliced from 2 exons. Gene Ontology annotation, biological process: mRNA processing. NCBI's taxonomy places the organism in Eukaryota, Fungi, Ascomycota, Taphrinomycetes, Taphrinales, Protomycetaceae. Gene Ontology annotation, cellular component: precatalytic spliceosome; catalytic step 2 spliceosome; Prp19 complex. The record is from RefSeq and is a predicted model, not a curated record.
UCACAAACUUGCUACUCGACGACCUACAUGUCGCGGAGAUAGUACGCUCUCUUGAAUGGCUGCUGUGGUAGAUGCGCUGCCUUACUAUGAUACAGAGCCGACAGACGAAGAACGCGAUGCUGUAGAUGCUCUGAUCGAGGCAGAAUUGCCCAAAAAGCAACCGCUCCAUCCAUCUCUACAGGCCACAAAGGAAUGGCAGCCACGUUCCAAGCUCAUACAACAAGAACUGGUACGUGCUGCGUCUGGAGAAAGGCUAGCGGCGAUAGACUUGACGCGCUACCAGGACUUGCAAUUAUCGGAAGAGACGACAGAUCUGCCAGCACUCAUGCGGCGUAACGUGAUUGCAGUCGAGGCGAUGAAGACACGGCUGGACAAUCUGAGCUUGUUGAAGCAGUUUGGUGCGAAUGCAUGGAUUUAUCACGUCUUCAAGCUCGAGCAACAGCUCAAGGGACUAGAGCGUGCAUUACAGGCGACUCAGCAAGAGACGGAGCAGCUCAAUGCACAGCGGAAACGAGAACAGAUCAAGGCAGGCGAGCGGAUAGGCGAUCUGACUGAGAAAUGGCGAGCGACUGUCUCUGGAAAUUUGGAACUGAGUGUCGCCUGUGCGAUGCUCGAGGCUGAGAUUGAGGUCGCCGAGACUGCAUAGACAAGGCCGUCCAGACGGUCCAUAUCAACUUAUUAUCAGGCCCUGGAGCCCCUUUUUUGUAGACGAUGAAAUUAUAUUUUGAAGAAUC